This is a messenger RNA of Calliphora vicina (urban bluebottle blowfly), 3020 nucleotides long. RefSeq lists its product as uncharacterized. The coding region runs from base 547 to 2892 and encodes 781 amino acids. The transcript has 8 exons. Gene Ontology annotation, biological process: actin cytoskeleton organization. Gene Ontology annotation, cellular component: plasma membrane. The record is from RefSeq and is a predicted model, not a curated record. Lineage: Eukaryota; Metazoa; Arthropoda; Insecta; Diptera; Calliphoridae.
AAUAAGAAAUUCGGCUGUUUAAUAAAUAAAUAGAUCUAAUAUUUUCAAAGAAAAAUACAUUUGUAUCUGCUGAAGUCUCGUAAUGAAAAUCGCUUCUUCAAAUAUUUCCAACAAAACCUGUAUGGAAUAUUUAAUUUCCUUUAGAAAAUACAUUUGGAAUUCUCAUCGAAAAUCGUUAUUGUUUUGUCUGUUCGUUUAAAAUUGAAAGCAAACAGACGUUAAUGUGGGAUUCGGUGACCGUGUGUUUGUGUUUUUAAGUUUAAACGAAAAUCAAGAAGAAAACCAAAACGGAUACAAAAUAAAAGUGAACUGAAAGAAAUAAUGUCUAAAAUGGACACAGUUGUUGUUUUUAGUGUUUCCAAAGAAAUCGUUGCAUUGGUUUAUUGAAUUUAUGAAAUGCAAUCAAAUUAUAUUUGCAAAUAAAAGAAGAGAAACGUAAAAAACAAAAAUUGCACUGAAUAAAAAAACCAGCCAGAUUAGAAAAAGUAAUAAAAAAUAAAAAACAUAUAUUUUUCAUUCAUACGUUUGAAGUGGUAAAAAAUAAAAAUGUUAGUUCAUUCAAACACCUCCUCUACACCUACUCCCGGCUCUAUUUCUUCAACUAGCAACACUUUGGAGCCUGUUACCACCUCUACUAAUUCUUCGUCAUCACAAUUACAUCAGCAUUUACAACAACCAUCGUCUUCCUCAUUUUCUCUGCAACAACCCCACCAAAAACUACAAAUGGGUUGUACAUCUACUUUGAAUACACGACCCCCAUCGCGUGCACCUUCCAUAUUGGAUAGUCCAACAUUGGCACGUGUAGAACGUGCGAGAUUGCGAUUGGAAGCUUCCGCCCAACAACAUAAUUUGAACGAUAGUUGUGGGAGCAUUAUAAAUACACUAAACGGUGAAGAUAGUCUUGAUAGAGCUAUACUGGAUUCAAAUAAGAAAGAUGUGCCGUGGCACCAGGUAUGGACACAUAUGAAACGAUUAUCUCAUGUCUCCAAAGUAAAUUCAACCACAAAGUUGUGUGCCGAGAAAACUGAUAGUGCAGUGACUGAGAAGUCAAUAAUAAUUCCAGAUAAGACUGCCUCAUUGAAAGACACUUUGCGUGCUCAUCAAGUGUUUACAAGGCCAGACAUGCAAUCACUGUUGGCAGGGCGCGUACCCGUAUCAACAAUGACGGGUCCAAUUAAACGUGGCCUUUUAUGGCAACAACGCGAUCGUCUAUUUUCACGGUGGAAAGAAAGAUUUUUUGUUUUGACACGUGAUUAUCUUCAUUGUUUUAAAAGAGCAUCGGGUUCAGCAAACGAACGGGCCUCUGACAUGGGACAAUUUAUAUUUAAGGUCAAAUUGGUUGAUGUUGAAAAAGUGGAAUGGUUAAAUCGUCGUUCAUAUAGUGCUAUUGGUUUGCUGCUUGGACGUGAAGGAAGAGUUUUACUACGUUGUGAUGAAGGUCUCGAAGAUUGGUUUGAACUUUUGGAGGAAUGUACAAUUACGUCAAAGGAACGUCGCAAAGCAUUGAAAAUGGCCCAAGGCCCUAGAUCUCGAGCAUCACUAGCCGCUCCAGUAUCUCAUGCUUCGUUGCAGAGUAACCAUUUUGGCCUGGGGAGCACUUAUUCGAGUGCCUUAGAUGACUGGCUUAUGGCGAAUGGAAGUGGCAUGUGUGGAGUCAGAGGUCAAAAGUUGGUUACAAAUAGUAUGUGUGGUUAUGGUGGCAUGAAUCCAUUCCUAUUUUCUGAUUCGGUGCCUGAUUUAAGUGCUUUAAAUAAUGAAAACCAUAAUCACAUUAGUGGAAUGUCAACAAAUCAUUCGACUCCUCAGAAGAUACCAUAUUCAGCUAGUAGUAAUAGUAGUCGUUACUCAAAUGGCUAUACCUCACAGAAUAGUUCAUUUUCCAAUUGCAAUGGUUUGUACGGCUCACCUCGGCGUAUCUUUGUCAACAGUAGUUUCGGUUCGACACAUGUUGUUGACGAAGAGGCCGAAGAUGGUGAAGUAGAAUUGAGACGUCCUCGCCUUUUCCGACACUUGAGUACGGAAAAUGGUAACGAAUUGGAUCGUGAUUGGUUAUAUCGCAAGCCAAAGGCACCAACAGAUAUGCGGCAUUCAGUACAACCCAUGUUACCUACUCACAAUAAUACAUCUUUAAAUAAACUAAUUUCCGACUUGGACUAUUCUGCCCAUGACAGUGGACUAGACACUCCACCAUCAACACACCGUCCGUCGAGUUAUCGCGAGCAACCCCAACAUAACAAUCAUGCCAGAGCGUCCCCCAGAGACUCUACGGAAACCUCAGUAUCUUCAUCCCGUGGAACCAUGUUGAAUUCCCCGGGAGGUAGCUUUCGAGCUAAACAUGUCCAGCAAAUCUCCAAUUUAAAUCAAGUCAAUGCUCAUCAUGGAUCUCGUUAUAAUGUUCAGGAACGAGUUUUAAAAAUACGCAACGAAGAAGAACAUUGUUCAUCGAUAAAAUCAGCAAAUCGUUUGAACCACAAUGAACUGUACGAUCCAAAUCAAAAUCGUUACUAUAAGAAUGAUAACCAAUCGCCCAUAACGAUGACACCUCAACAUACUCCUGGAAAAAUGCAACAUUUACAUUCUCACAGUCAUCAAAUGCAACAUCAGUACCAAUCAGCGAGUAGUAACAGUAACGGAAAUACUGCUAACAAUAAUAAUAAUAACAAUUCUAUUAACGGAAAUGUGCAGAAUGGUUCCUCUAUAUUUCGUGAACGUUAUCAACAUCCUGCUUUGGCGGCUAUCAUUAACGAAGCUCAGGGUAUGAAGUUCCGAGAUCGAUCUUAUUCCGACUGCCAACAAAUGCCGCCAAGACGCAGUGUUAAUAAUAAUCCAUCGCCCUUAACCAGUAGGAGGAAUAACGUGAAUCCCAUAUUUGGUACGCCAACUAGAGUAUAGCGGUUAAAGAUUUAGUCCUCGAAGGAAAUGUUGCAACAAUAAUGAGGCGGAUGAUUGCAAAGAAAUUUAAAUAUGUAUUAAGAUACAAACAAAUAUUAAAAUAUAUUUUUUUAUUUAAAAGGAAAUAA